UCCUCUGUUCAAAUAGAGAGAUGGGUGAAAAGGGUCGGAGCUUAACUGUGGAUCCGAGUGUGCCCCGAUGGGUCUGCCAGAAUUGCCGCCACUCCCUUUGCAUCGUCGGCGCCGAUUCCUACGCCGACAAAUUCUUCAAUGAUUUCUCUCGUUCUGGCAUGCAGGGGUCUUCGAUGCAUGGGGCGAACAGCGUGUUGGCAUCGAAGAUGGACAAUUCGUUUGUUGUGUUACCGAAGCAGAGACCUCAGGCACAGGGAGUGCCUCCUCGUCCCCGUGGUGGGGCAGGCAAUGCAAGCCAGACGGGGAAGGCAAUGGAUGAGUCCUUUGUGGUCGUUUAUAAAUCUGAGUCAUCGGUGGAUGGCGGUGGGGCCCAAUCGCCAUCACCAGAUGGCGGGCCGAAUGGUCCUUCACAGCCUAACAAUUCAGGGUUUCACUCGACUAUAACUCUCCUGAAACGGGCAUUUGAAAUUGCCACCACGCAAACGCAAGUUGAACAACCUUUAUGCCUUGAAUGCAUGAAGGUAUUGUCCGAUAAACUUGACAAGGAAGUGGAAGAUGUGAAUAGAGACAUUACGGCAUACGAGUCCUGUCUUAAGCGGUUGGAGGGUGAAACAAGGGAAGUUCUUAGUGAGGCUGAUUUUCUCAAGGAAAAGCUAAAGAUUGAGGAAGAAGAAAGAAAACUUGAAGCAGCAAUUGCAGAAAUGGAGAAACAGAAUGCAGAAGUAAAUGCUGAACUGAAGGAACUUGACUUAAAAUCUGGGCGAUUUAAGGAAUUAGAGGAGCGGUACUGGCACGAGUUCAACACUUUCCAGUUUCAAUUGAUCUCAAAUCAGGAAGAGAGAGAUGCAAUUUUGGCCAAGAUUGAAGUGUCACAGGCACACUUAGAGUUGUUGAAACGAACUAAUGUGCUCAAUGAUGCCUUUCCUAUCUGGCAUGAUGGAGAAUUUGGAACCAUUAACAAUUUUCGGCUUGGACGACUUCCCAAAAUUCCGGUCGAAUGGGAUGAGAUAAAUGCUGCCUGGGGUCAAGCCUGCCUUCUCCUCCAUACGAUGUGUCAAUACUUCCGGCCAAAAUUUCAAUAUCGAAUUAAAAUACUUCCUAUGGGUAGCUAUCCUCGGAUUAUGGACAGCAACAACAAUACGUAUGAACUGUUUGGUCCUGUGAACUUGUUUUGGAGCACUCGUUAUGACAAAGCAAUGACACUGUUCUUGACAUGCCUUAAGGACUUUGCUGAGUUUGCAAAUUCUAAGGACCAAGAAAACAACAUACCACCUGAAAAAUGUUUUAAAUUGCCGUACAAAAUUGAGAAUGAUAAGGUGGAAAACUAUUCUAUCACUCAGAGCUUCAAUAAGCAGGAGAAUUGGACCAAAGCUCUCAAGUACACCCUAUGCAAUUUGAAAUGGGCUCUCUAUUGGUUUGUUGGAAAUACAAACUUCCAGCCUCUUUCUGCACUGUCAUCACAUUCUGAAGUUCCAGGUGUGAGCUCUUUGUAUACAAGACGUGGUCCCGACACCAAGUUGGAGUUCCGAAACUCAUCACCCAUGACGUAGAUAUCGAAUAUACAGCUUGUGACAUGUAUGUAUAGCAACACAUAGUUUAGUACUUUAGUCUUGUGCAGUUUAUAUUGUAUUGUAAUACUUGAUGGAAAUAAUCAAAGUAUUGGAGCAAAAGAUUGCUGUUUUCUUGUGC
This is a messenger RNA of Fragaria vesca subsp. vesca, 1689 nucleotides long. RefSeq names its product beclin-1-like protein-like. Gene Ontology annotation, cellular component: phagophore assembly site; phosphatidylinositol 3-kinase complex, class III, type II; phosphatidylinositol 3-kinase complex, class III, type I. NCBI's taxonomy places the organism in Eukaryota, Viridiplantae, Streptophyta, Magnoliopsida, Rosales, Rosaceae. Bases 21 to 1550 code for a protein of 509 amino acids. The record is from RefSeq and is a predicted model, not a curated record. Gene Ontology annotation, biological process: cellular response to nitrogen starvation; autophagosome assembly; autophagy. The transcript has 11 exons.